Molecule: messenger RNA, 6849 nt
Organism: Anopheles funestus (African malaria mosquito)
Lineage: Eukaryota; Metazoa; Arthropoda; Insecta; Diptera; Culicidae
Gene: l(3)neo38
Product: zinc finger and SCAN domain-containing protein 25
Exons: 4
Coding region: 928-2535 (535 amino acids)
Biological process (GO): regulation of transcription by RNA polymerase II
Cellular component (GO): nucleus
Molecular function (GO): DNA-binding transcription factor activity, RNA polymerase II-specific; RNA polymerase II cis-regulatory region sequence-specific DNA binding
Source: RefSeq, a predicted model, not a curated record
GAUGCUGCUGCACGCGCAAGUGUAUGUGACAACAUUGUAAACUUCACACAGUAGGCGAUGCGCGUAUCGCGUCGCAUAAGUUUUCGGUUGCAUGUGUAUACGGCGCUCUUGUUAGUUUUCCCCCAUAUAUCUAGCAGUCAUUUCCUGACAGACAUUCGCUGCGGUCUCCAUUCUGAUUCCACCCUAGUACAGUGCUGGUUUUUGUUGGGGUUUUGCGUCCCCAGCGAUGGAAAUUGAAAUAAAGCUUUUCUACACUACUCGUAACGACACUUGAUGCAAUUCAGAGCAAUCGUAUCAACAUUAGUCGCCGAUGCAGAAAGACAGAAAGUGCAGAACGAUGAAAAGUAUAGAUGUGAAAAUGUGUGCGCGCGUGUGACGCCAUUCGCAUUCAAUACGCUCGGAAGUGGACACAUUUGGUGCAACCGCUAGAUUUUCUGCUGUUAUUGUGCUGAAAUUACCGAAACAGACGGGUGUAGUGUGUUUGUGUGUGCGGUUUAUUUUGGAUGUGCUGUAACGCGUCAAUCGCGUUUUGUUUCGUUGCCAUUGGUUUUCCCAUUCGACGAUAUACGCAGAAAACGCCGUAAUUCUCCCCACACACAGAGCCGGCAGUUGGAGUCGAUGUGAGCAUUUUGCUGGUGACAAAUAAUUUUCCGAAAUUUUCCCCCCACGGGAAGAAAAGUGAAAAAUUGAAAAAACAUCUACGGGAAAACGCUCGCUUCUGUGUGCAGCUACUACUGGACACCCCCGUCCUUUAUGGACGCCAUUACGCUGUGCUACUACGUGUGUGCGUGUGUGUAGUGCUAGCUGUGUGUGCGCUAUUGUUACGGAGCAGCUAUCAUUUGCUCGGACCGAUUGUCCAUCCACCCGGCAGGAGGAAAGACGAGAAAGUAAGCAAAGUGCAUACCCCGAAACGGCUUGUAACUCGUGAUGAAUUUCUCAGCAUUUGGUGGACCGUUUUCGGGUAUACAUCAAUUUGCGGCCAAAUUUGGCAGCAAUGAUGGUGCGUUUACCAGCACCAACAGUCCCGGAAAUGGGACGGCUGCCGCCACUAAUGGAGUCGGACUGGGUGCAGCCACCGGUAAUGGGGUUGGUGGAGUAGCGACGGCAGGCAGCAAUAUUGGCCAACAGCAAGACCUGAACCGAUAUCAUGGUGCUACGAAUGGAAACCAUUUCAAUCAGAACACUACCUCAAUGGUCAAUACACCGAUGUCUUACGGGCAAAACAUGUCACAUCCUUACGGUGGUGCAAAUCAACAAACUACCAACGAUCACACGUUCGGCAAUGGAACUGCCUCGAUGGGCAACGAUCACCAAACAAAGGUCACCAAGGGAGGCAACGUAUUGAAGGUGGAUCGAGACGAUAUGAUCAACCAACAAAUCCUACAAAACGUUAACCAAUCCUGGCAAACGCUAACCAACCCAUCGAAUACGGUCGAUUAUUCUUCACACCUGCUGUCGGCCACACUACCAAUAUCCAUACAACAUCUGCUAAAGUAUUCCGAAACGAUAAAAAAAGAACCAAACAGUGGAUCCGUCGCUGGUUCUGGCCUAAACUCUCCCGGGCCGCUCAGCGGUUUGAUUGGUGUGGAAACGAACGCAUUCAAUGUGCAAAAAGAUUUACUAAACCUGAAAAAUGGUUCCAAUCUAAAUCUAGCUCUCGGUAAUGUGGCGGUCAGUGCAGCUGCUGCAAGCCUUGGCUUAAAUCAUCAGCAUCUGAUGCAACAUCAUCAGCAGCAGCAGCAACAACACGCUGCAAACGCUAGUCAUCACACGGACAAUGGGUUUGUGAAUCAACAGCAGCACGCAAACAGUAUGACAAAUGGUGCGGGCCAAACUGUGGUCAGUUCCGAUGCGCACAAUUCAAGCAGCAGUACGCUAAACGGUGGAACCGGUGCCAACGGAGAGGAAGCGAACGGCGUAGGGUCUACACCGGCCACGGGAACCGGUACGGGCAAAACUAAAACGAAAAAGCAAAAGAAACGUAAACCACCGAAGGAGAAGAAACCACGCCCGAAACCGGGCCAGAUACGGGAAACGAAGGCACUCGAUGGAUCGCCACUGUUCUGUUGUCCCGAGUGCCAAAUGGCAUACCCGGAGCGAGGGUUGAUCGAGCAGCAUGUUAUCUCGCACGCGGUCGAACGCCGUUUCGUGUGUGACAUCUGUAACGCAGCGCUAAAGCGAAAGGAUCAUCUCACACGCCACAAACUGUCGCACAUUCCCGAUCGUCCACAUAUUUGCAGCAUUUGUCUUAAAUCCUUCAAACGCAAGGAACAGUUAACACUUCACAUCGUUAUACAUACGGGAGAGAAGAAGCACAUUUGUGGUGAAUGUGGUAAAGGAUUCUACCGCAAGGAUCAUCUCCGUAAGCACACGCGUUCUCAUAUAGCACGGCGUGUAAAAUCUGAAAUGUCCGCUUCGAAUGGUACUGGAAGUGGCAGUGGUUCGGCGAAUGUUACUGCUGCCCAAAACAACAGCACCUUGGCGGGUUCACUGAUGGCUACCAACAUGCAAGGUGCACCGGUAACGGCCUCCUGAGGGUCGUACAAAGACUUCUGGUAAGGUGUGUGAGUUCCUCAUCCAAAACGAUGAUAUUGCACUGAUAGUCAUGGUUGAUGGUGAAGACAAAUUGCAGGUCAAUCUUAUGAACACAGUUUGUGUAUAAUUCCAAUUCUCUCUUUCAUUUCAUUGGCCUUUAAGGUCAUGCCGGCCAUUUCUGGCUUACUAGACUUAUUUUUACCACGUACCCGGAUAGUCGGUCCUUGGGGGACAGUCCGGAUGGGAUUUGACAGCCGGUCCUGUCGUGUGGAACCAGCGUCGUUUAUCACAUACACCUCCAUAGUUUUAAUUAUUUCAAGAUAUUUUACCAUUAUCGCUGGGAAAUUAAUGCUGCUUACAAAGUAGUGCCAAUUCAAUCUUCCUGGAGAUUUUGUGUGCAAUCUGUUUUUCUCCACAGUUUCUUAAACGCUGUAAUUAUUUGUAUUCAUUACUAUAUUUUUAUAUUUGCCCAACUAUUAUUUCUUCGACAUCAGUGCUUAACAAUCUAUCGUGCAUAUAAUCGAGGAAUGAUCACUAUAAAACCUUGCCCAGAAGUCAUUAACCUUUUACCUACCAAGUACUAUUUCAAAAUGAAAUCUUUUCUAAUGUGUUUUCUUCCGUAUCAGGUUGCAAAACACAUUUCAUGAGAUAAUAUUUUGAAUUCGUAUGACUGGUACAGCUGAUUAUUUUAUGAGGAAACAAAACUAAAUUUUUUGCACGUUUACUAGUCACAGGUGUGUUAGACUGGACAACAAUUUCCAAAUUAAAACACAAGAAAAAUGAUCCCCAACCAAAAAAAAACUGAACGAACUAAACUGUUCUGGGAAUCAUUUGCACAAGUUUUACGAACCUCGCAUUCCAUGUAGUAAAGGUGAUGCUAAUUUUGUAGCAAAUAAACAACCUACAAAACAUGGUCGCGAACGAGAACAAGAUACAUUGCUUUCGGAAUUCUACAUGCAACACAAAGUUCUGAACACGAGUAACGCCUCCUGCACAGGUGCAAGGCAGGUUGAACUCGAGCCUAAAAGAAGCAGCAAUAAUUUUAAAAUCAUUGUGUGGCAUUUUUGCGUAUUGAAUGUUUGUAAGUGGUGUUAAAUAAGCGUGUAGGAGAAUGAACGAUGUUUUAUGUCUUCAUUUUCUUCAAAGUCGUAAUCGAGUUUGUGCAGUUUGGUACGGCAAACAAGUAAUAAUCAUUUAAGUUGCUGUACAAAAAAAAAAAGGAAAGGAGCACUUGGUGGUGAUGCCGUUAAUGAAGGGCACAGAACGAAAACAACCACUAACAACAAGAACAAAACGAAAAGAUAUUGGCAAACGGUACAACAAUGCUGCUUACAUAGCGGACAAAGCAUACACUAUCAGGGAGAGAACGCAUACAAAUACAGAUGAUAAUCGAAGUUUAAAUGGACGCACGAGACUUUAAUGCGAUGGGAAGGGAGUAACAGUAUUUUGUUUAUUUUCGAACAGAUGAUAAACUCGCUAAAGAAGCUAACAGAGUCAAAGUAUAUAUUCAUGUCUAAUGAAAGGCAACUAUAUCUAUAUAUAUAUUGCAUCUACAUAUAUAUAUAUUGGAGGUAUAAAUAUAUAUUUUGUAUUCGAUAUUGGAAUGGAAUUGCAUUGUGACAAAAUGGUGGGAAUCAGUUGCACACUAACAAAGAACACAUAAUUCGCACUAUAAAUUGUCACCAUAUAACGAUUAUGUGUACGCAGUAGGGAAAGAAAGAGUUUGAUCCAGAUAGUAUUGGGAAGGACAGUAAAUUUUAGAGUUGAAAGGUACGCGAAAAGAAACGCCGUUGUGGGCAAAGGUAAUUGAAAAAAAAACCGCUUAAAUGGAAGUUAAUUUAAUUAAAAGCAGCAUACCCAUUACAAACAAGUCCAGAUCUAACUUAGAAGGGCAUCCGGUUGCCGCCGGUAUAUUAAAAACUUUCCAGCAACGUAAUAGAAACCCAACACACACACAGCGUAACAACCGUCAUGUUGUAUCUGAAUCCAAAGUACAAAACGGAAACAAGUUAAAUGAACAAAAAACCAAAAAAACACACAUCUCUCAUGUCAUAGAUACGUCCGCAGGCUGGAACAUAGGAACAUCUUCCUCUUUUUUUCUGAAAGUUGCAAAUUAUUUUAUCACUGUUACCAGUCGGUAGUAGUUUCUGACUGUUGAAUGCAAUAGAGAUUUACGCAAUGAUGUGCUGCACCAUAACUCCUAAAAAUUAAUGCAAGAAGCGCGAGAAUGAACGCAGGCGAGUGCUGAACGAUAUGAUGGUCCUGGAAAAGAGAUAUAGUACAUAGUUUCCGUGUUGAAUGUUGAAACAAUACAGUAGAGUUCUAGUCAGUGGUGUGAACCGGCAGUUGAGGCGGUCCCUAAAAUGCGUGCUUAAGCGUGCUUAAUUCAGUAACAUGAGGGGUAGUACAUGGUGGUGAUUUUUAAACGGGAUGUAACUAAAUAUAAUGAAACACAGUAUAUACGAUGCUAAAGAGUAAUACUAAAGAUACAACUAGAUAUAUAGGCUUAACAAUCGAGGUCGAGAUACGUCUUAUAUACGCAGCGGGAUCGUGUGCUGUGUGUGAAAAUGCUGCUUCAAAGCGUAGCGUUUUUUUUUUGUUUUUUCAAUCAAACGAAUCCACGGUGGUAGUAGUACCUAACUUGAUUGUGAUUCAACUAGAAAACCAUUAAAAUUUUUGCCAUACAGCAACAACAAAAAAUAACGCAAACCAGAUCUGUGCAAUAAUGCAAUGCAAAUGUUUGACCUAGUAAUGGUAAAAUUUAGUUAAAAGACAAUUAUUCUCUAUUAGUUAAUAAUUGUGUUUUGUACCGCUUUAAGAGAUGAUGGCGUGUGGCAUGAACAAGGCAUCACACAAGAAAGAGUGUAAAACAAAAUAUUAUCCGCAAGCAUAGCUUCGUUUUGGAAAUGGUUCCUUUCAUGUGAUUUGUGUUUCGCUUUACGUUGCAAUAUUUUUAUCACGUGUGCACGUGUGUGUGUGUGCGCAUGUACGUCCACGUGGACAAACAAAAGGAAAAAACCCCUACGUAUUAACUUUAUCAAAAGACUUCGAUAGUGGAUGAAAACACGAAAACAUCAAUCAAUCGGCAAUGCUUCGUAGCGUCUUCGCGAAUAGAAAUAUACUAAAAUUAACGUUAAGUCCGGGAUGCGGAGAUGCGCGUAUUUAUGCCUAUUUAUUAGUACGUUUUUUAAUGAGCAUUAUUCGAACGAAACAAUCGGCAAGCGUGUGGGUGAGAGGCGCGUAUUACACCAUAUACAAUAACGAUAAUAAUAUACUAAUACUAAUACUAUGUAAUAUUUAAUACUAUAUUUUGAUAGGCGUCUACCGAAGUAAAAAUAAGUUUUACAAUUUGGUCUCCUGUGGUGGGGUGAAUUUUUUUUCUCUAAUGUGGAGGCUUGUUAAAAAAAAACACACACACAGACAAAUGCUAAAUACACAUGAAUAUGAUAUAUAUGAUGGUAUCAAUGCGGAAGGAAAAUGUACUGUGCAUGUAUUGUUUUCUAGUCACGGGUGUAGACGUCAGUCAGACGUCUUAUAUCCUGUACUACACUGUUCUGUUUUUAAUUUAUUCGCUUUUCAUACACGCUUUGCGUACCAGAGUUCGUUUUCGGCACACGACAAAACCCGAACUAAAAUGGAAGAUAAAAAUCAAAAUAAUCAAAUGAAAUAUAUCCCCUCACAAAACACGGAUACACGGUUCUAUAUGUACUCUAUGCAUUAACACUAAAAUAUCAGACAUCCUCGUCAAGCAAACAGGAAAGAGAUGUAAAGAUUUUAAACUAAAUAAACACACCCUCCGUUUGUAUCGAUAAACGAAAAAAAAAAUGUAAUUUUGCACAAAUGCACAAAUGCAAAACACACUACUAUCGUUCUACCGUUUACCGUAGUAUUACAUUUAUUGUUUUGCAAAUGGAAUUCAAUGAUGGUGUGUGGGUGGUGCCGGGUACAUUACAAUAAAUUUUUACUCGUAAAACGAAACGAAUCGAACGGACGAUCGGAGUAUACUAAAACAAAUGUCCAUAAGACACAUACACAACACAAAAGCGUAUAUAUAGAGAGAGCGAGAGCGACAAACAUAAUGUUGUAAGCCAUGUGUAAGACAACAGAGACAGCAAAAAAGCAAAAAACAAAGGAAAGAUAUUUUGAACGUUUUUACUAAUUUAUCAAAUACUGUAAUUAUUGUACCCAGUACAUACAAACACAUGCACCGUAACCGUAAUGUGCAGGAACAAACAAGAAGAAGGAAAAAACAAAAUGACGGAUAAACGAUAAACGGAAGAAAACUAACGUAAAAUACAUUUGUGCUUUUCUUAA